Molecule: messenger RNA, 510 nt
Organism: Ostertagia ostertagi
Lineage: Eukaryota; Metazoa; Nematoda; Chromadorea; Rhabditida; Trichostrongylidae
Source: the annotation of a GenBank genome assembly
AUGCUCAUCACAAAUCAGCAUGAGAGGCGCAUGGCCGAUGUGGAAGCCGCAUAUGCGAAAGAUCAAGCGCAGCACGCAAGUCACUCAAAGGUACGAGGCAAAAACGCGCCACAAUAUUUGGAUCGAGGAACAUUGCUAUCGAAAAAGUACCGUCUUGAGAAGAAUGAUCGGCGGUGGAGGUUUCGGCCAGAUCUACAGAGCUAUAGACAUAGACAUGGGUACGGUAGUGGCAGCGAAGGUGGAACCGCAGUCGGAAGACGCUGGCCGCAUGGUGCUCGAGCAGAUGGUCCUCACAAAACUUGUCGGUACACGGCAUUCGCCGAAACUGUAUGCCUCGGGAUGGCUGAACAACUACAAUUUUAUCGUCAUGCAAAUGUUAGGACGAAAUCUGACAGAACUACGAAAAGCACAAGCAGAUCGUCGCUUCAGUGUGCACACGACAGUACGCGUUGGAAUGCAAAUUAUAGAAGCACUGAAAUCCGUGCACGAUUUAGGAUUUCUCCACCGGUA